This is a messenger RNA of Hibiscus syriacus, 471 nucleotides long. RefSeq lists its product as uncharacterized. The coding region runs from base 1 to 471 and encodes 156 amino acids. NCBI's taxonomy places the organism in Eukaryota, Viridiplantae, Streptophyta, Magnoliopsida, Malvales, Malvaceae. The record is from RefSeq and is a predicted model, not a curated record. The transcript has a single exon.
AUGUCGGCUGCCGGUGCUGUCGUAUAUUCAAUGAUUCUGGCUAAUGUCAUUGUGAUUUGUAACUUGGCUUUGGUUUCUUCUGGAAUGGAGAAUUCCGGUGGGUAUUUGGCGAUUCUGAAGGCUUGUGUUUUGAUAAAGGGGAGGACUUUGACUGCUUUGGCAUUGGCGGUGCCUGCGAAUCUGGCGUUGGCGGCCAUUGAUGCUCUGUUCCAUUACCGUGUUGUUGUGAGUGCUUAUAGUUAUCGUAGUGAAGGUGGGUUUUUGCUGGCUUUGGAAGGGGUUUUGAUCGCUUAUUUGUACGCCGUUUUCGUUGUUCUUGAUACUGUGGUGAGCUGCACGUUCUUCAAGAGCUGCAAAACUGAGUGCUUGGUGGAUCAUCCACAAGGAAGAUAUUGUUACAAGGUUGAGAUUGUUGCAGAGAGAGGGGGGAAAGCGUUUGUGAAGUUGAAGAAUAUUGAAGAAUUUGCAUAG